Molecule: messenger RNA, 3969 nt
Organism: Manis javanica (Malayan pangolin)
Lineage: Eukaryota; Metazoa; Chordata; Mammalia; Pholidota; Manidae
Gene: DRD1
Product: dopamine receptor D1
Biological process (GO): G protein-coupled dopamine receptor signaling pathway; positive regulation of MAPK cascade; adenylate cyclase-activating adrenergic receptor signaling pathway
Cellular component (GO): plasma membrane
Molecular function (GO): dopamine neurotransmitter receptor activity, coupled via Gs; G protein-coupled receptor activity
Source: RefSeq, a predicted model, not a curated record
AUGGGCUCCUGGGUGGUAGCGGGUAGUGCCGCGAAGAGACCCAGGGCCCUGCCCCGAGGGGCUCCUGGGCCCUCGGCUCAGAGCGAAAGGAAGCAAAGCCAAGUAGCUUCCCAAGUGCCUGCCUAGUCCAGGAGGUGCCCUUUCACGAGGAGGCGCCGAGUGCCCGGGAGCCCUUUUCUUGGGUCUCAGUCGGCUUUGUACAAUCUCUAGCCGUUAGAGAGACAGUAGGGCAGCACUGGCUUUUUGGGGCUCUGCCUCAGGACCCUUUUCCAAACACCCCUGGGCGAGUUGACGCAUUGAGCCAAACCUGGGCUGCGCACGAUGGGCAGGACUCAGACGCGCCUCCGGGACGCUGUGGAGCCCCGGCGCCUCGCGAAGCCCGCUAUCUGAGCUCUAGGGGCUUUGAGAAAGACAACCCCAAGGCAAGGCGUUUGGAGAGCUGCUGUAGAACCAGGGGCUUGGAAGAGGAAGGCAUGUAUUUUCAGCUGUACCAGAAGGGGAAAAUUCUGUCACCACCAGUAAGGCAAGAACCCCGAAAUGUGACUACAGUGGACUAGCUCUGCAGUGGCCUGGGAAUCUCUGUAUUGAUAGUUCAGAAUAUGCUAAAAAGCCCACCCUUUGCAUGGGAAAUUGAAGGGCCAGCUGGUCUCCAUGACAGGGACCUGGAGCAAGGGAAUCAGAAGACAGCUGUAGAAAGCAAGAGGUGGCCUUCCGAGGGGCUGACUUGGAUUGCCCUUGGCUCCUGCCUUGUGAGUGUCGCAGCUCUCUGAUGGAAUGCUGGUGAGGUCCUCCACCCAGAGGAGCUAGUGGGGCUGAGCAAGGGGCUGCCUGGUGAGUGAGGACUUCUGCAGGUCUGACGGACUCCAGUCCCUGCUUAGGUACUCGAGGGGUGUCAGAGCCCCCUAUGCGCUCUCUGUCAGGAAGAUGAGGACUCUCAACACCUCUACCAUGGAAGGGGCUGGGCUGGUGGUGGAGAGGGACUUCUCCUUCCGCAUCCUCACAGCCUGUUUCCUGUCACUGCUCAUCCUGUCCACACUCCUGGGUAAUACGCUGGUCUGUGCCGCCGUCAUCAGGUUCCGACACCUGCGGUCCAAGGUGACCAACUUCUUUGUCAUCUCCUUGGCGGUUUCAGAUCUCUUGGUGGCUGUGUUGGUCAUGCCCUGGAAAGCAGUGGCUGAGAUUGCUGGCUUCUGGCCCUUUGGGUCCUUCUGUAACAUCUGGGUGGCCUUUGACAUCAUGUGCUCCACUGCAUCCAUCCUCAACCUCUGUGUAAUCAGCGUGGACAGGUAUUGGGCCAUCUCCAGCCCCUUCCGAUAUGAGAGGAAGAUGACCCCGAAGGCAGCCUUCAUUUUGAUCAGCGUGGCGUGGACCUUGUCUGUACUCAUCUCCUUCAUCCCAGUGCAGCUCAGCUGGCACAAGGCGAAACCCACAAGCCCCUCUGAUGGGAAUGCCACUUCCCUGGGCGAGACUACAGACAACUGUGAUUCCAGCCUGAGCAGGACAUAUGCCAUUUCAUCCUCCCUAAUCAGCUUUUACAUCCCUGUGGCCAUUAUGAUUGUCACUUAUACCCGAAUCUACAGGAUCGCCCAGAAACAAAUACGGCGUAUCUCAGCCUUGGAGAGGGCGGCAGUACAUGCAAAGAAUUGCCAGACCACUACAGGUAAUGGAAAACCCUUGGAAUGUUCUCAGCCAGAAAGCUCCUUUAAGAUGUCCUUCAAAAGAGAGACUAAAGUUCUGAAGACUCUGUCCGUGAUCAUGGGGGUGUUUGUGUGCUGCUGGCUCCCUUUCUUUAUCUUGAACUGCAUGGUGCCCUUCUGUGGGUCUGGGGAGACCAAGCCCUUCUGCAUUGAUUCCAUCACCUUUGAUGUGUUUGUGUGGUUUGGGUGGGCCAAUUCCUCCUUGAAUCCCAUCAUUUAUGCCUUUAAUGCUGAUUUUCGGAAGGCAUUUUCAACCCUCUUAGGAUGCUACAGACUUUGUCCUACGACAAAUAAUGCCAUAGAGACGGUUAGCAUCAAUAACAAUGGGGCUGUGGUGUUUUCCAGCCAUCAUGAGCCUCGAGGCUCCAUCUCCAAGGACUGCAAUCUGGUUUAUCUGAUCCCACAUGCUGUGAGCUCCUCCGAGGACCUGAAAAAGGAGGAGGCAGGUGGAAUAGCCAGACCCUUGGAGAAGCUGUCCCCGGCCCUAUCCGUCAUAUUGGACUAUGACACAGAUGUCUCUCUAGAGAAGAUCCAGCCCAUCACACAAAAUGGACAGCACCCAACCUGAAUUCUGAGAUGCAUCCUGCCAGACAUGCUCUUUCCAAAAGCUAGAGGAGAUUUACUUGGGGCUUGCUGUUUGAGAAACUAAGGUGUGGUAAGACUCUGAGAUGUUAGUUGAGCCCUCCUCUGCUGCUUUCCUUCAACAUACAUCUAACUCUAUUUUAAAAUACAUUCCAGUGUGUUUUCUGUGUUGUUCAUAGUGAAUCAAAGAACGUGAAGCUAAUGUUCAUAAGGGAGAUGUCUUUGGCUCCAAAAUUAUUUUUAGAAACUGAUUCUUAUCUUAGGACUUAAAAAAAUAGGUCAAAGAAUCAACAAGGAACAGCUUCACUUAAAAAUUAAACCUUUCCAGGAAGGAAAUGAGAAGGGUUGAGUUUGCUGUGUACAAACAGGUGCUAACAUUGGUUCAAGCAAAGUUUUCAGAUUGUAAAGGUAGGUGCAUGCCUUUAUAAUUAUUUUUAAAAAUUUAUUGAGCCUUACAGCAGGAAUGGGAUUUUUUUUUCAGAACUGAAAGAUGCUUUGUUGAUAUUGGUUUUAUUUAUUUAUUGUAUUAUAACGAUAUUUUUAAUUUAUUAAGAUAAAUCUAUUGUUUAUCAUACUUAAUAGGAUAAACUAAUGAGUUAUAUGAGACCUUGCAAUCACAUUUUUUUCCAUAUAACUAGCAUUUUACAAGCCAAUGAAACAAGCACCAAACUCUCUGAGAUUCUAAACACACAUCUGUAAGUUCCAGAAAUGUAGCAAAGACUGAUAGGAAAUGAAUCGAUCCCUUAAAAUUAAUUGGCAUUAAUAAAUACAAGGUGAGAAUUGACAAUGCUGUGAAUGGUUUUUUUUCUAAAAAGAUUUUUAAAAACUUGAAAAAGCAUAGCUACUAUUGUGUUCAGAAAUUUUUAAAUGGCACUUUUCCAGAAGAAUGAUUCUCAUUUCUGUAAAUACCUUAAGUAAAAGCCAGCUUAAGAAGAACCCAAUUUGAAAUUUAUGAUCUUAGGUGGUAAUAAAAAGUAUGUGCCACUUUGUAUUUAUGUAAAAUAAUUGGCCUUCUCCAUCUUUUCUCAUUUUAAGUGUCAGAUAGCUUUCUGAACCAAACAAAUGGCUGUCCUGGUUAGGUGUGUGUUGUGAAGACAGUGGGUUUCCUUAGCCCUGGUGUCACAGCAGUCUCACCAACAGACAUAGGUCAAGUCCUGCAUCUCCAUCUUACCAGGUCAAACCACCCUACUCAGUGGGGCUACUUUUUGUAGUGCUUUAAUCUAAACUUAGAAUAGAUUUUUUAAAAAAAGUCUACAUGUUAGUGGUAGACUAACUAUGAAUAGUGCCUCCUUAUCAUCCCCGAGUAAGACAUUUCUGUUGGUGGAAAAAACAGGAGACCCUUUCUCUUUGGGUGUUUUAAGCACCCACAGUUAUCAGUUGCUGCUUUUGACAAAUGCUAGUCCUUUCUCUGUGCUUUGGCAUCAAGUUCCUGUGUCAUCACCUGGACUGUAAAAAGUAUCUAAAGUCUCCCUUGCCAGAUAUUAAUUCAUAUGGGACAUUUGAAGAGAAUUUAUUUGAAAUGUUUACAAAGUGCUUUUGUUGAUAAGCAAUUUACUUAACAUUAGAUGAAAUGAGUAACAAGAAAGAAAUUGAAUGGAAAAUAUCUCCUGCAUCAGGCCUGUUAUUUAUGCAUUGUGAAUGUUUUCUUAAUUUUAUUGCCUGUAUGCUUUCUUACAUAUAAUAAAAUUAU